AUGGCUAACUUGAAGAAGCUAUUAGCUAUGUUUGCUCUCGUGAUGUUCCUGUCACAGCACCGCGUCCAUGGUGUCUCCGUGUCUGUGGGCAGCAGCGCGAACGUUACUACAGAGACCAAACAUCUUCGCGGCAGGUGCCACAUCAGUGGCUUCCUGCAUGGCAAAUCCGGCGACUGCAACAGGGAUCACGGCUCGGUCUGUUGUAAAGAUGGUCAUCGCUACCCGCAAUUCAGGUGCUCGCCCCCGGUGUCGGCCGACACGCCGGCGAUCCUAACUUUGAAUAGCUUCGCACGAGGUGGAGACGGCGGCGGCAAAUCGUUCUGCGACAACCGCUUCCACAAGGACACCGAGCUGGUGGCGCUGUCCACGGGGUGGCUGCGCCUGGACGGCAAGCGCAGGUGCAACAAGAUGAUCCGCAUCAACGGGAACGGGCGUGUCGUGCUGGCCAAGGUCGUCGAUGAGUGUGACUCGGUGUACGGCUGCGACGCCGAGCACAACUUCGAGCCACCGUGCCCAUACAACGACGUAGACGCGUCACCGGCCGUGUGGAAGGCGUUGGGGCUCAAGGAGGAGAUUGGAGUGUUCAAGAUCACUUGGUCUGAUAUUUGCAAGCAAGGUGAGUACCUCACAGACAUGGCUAACUUGAAGAAGCUAUUAGCUAUGUUUGCUCUCGUGAUGUUCCUGUCACAGCUCCGCGUCCAUGGUGUCUCCGUCUCUGUGGGCAGCAGCGCGAACGUUACUACAGAGACCAAACAUCUUCGCGGCAGGUGCCACAUCAGUGGCUUCCUGCAUGGCAAAUCCGGCGACUGCAACAGGGAUCACGGCUCGGUCUGUUGUAAAGAUGGUCAUCGCUACCCGCAAUUCAGGUGCUCGCCCCCGGUGUCGGCCGACACGCCGGCGAUCCUAACUUUGAAUAGCUUCGCACGAGGUGGAGACGGCGGCGGCAAAUCGUUCUGCGACAACCGCUUCCACAAGGACACCGAGCUGGUGGUGGCGCUGUCCACGGGGUGGCUGCGCCUGGACGGCAAGCGCAGGUGCAACAAGAUGAUCCGCAUCAACGGGAACGGGCGUGCCGUGCUGGCCAAGGUCGUCGAUGAGUGUGACUCGGUGUACGGCUGCGACGCCGAGCACAACUUCGAGCCACCGUGCCCAUACAACGACGUAGACGCGUCACCGGCCGUGUGGAAGGCGUUGGGGCUCAAGGAGGAGAUUGGAGUGUUCAAGAUCACUUGGUCUGAUGUGUGAGCUAUGCCAUUAAGACCUUGCAUUAAGCUAUGUACACGCAGACAUGCGGAAACGUAGAUGUGUGCGUUGUUGUCUUGGUGGUGGAGUUGCUGCUAAUUAAAAUAAGCCACCACUCGCUUGUAUUUGAUAUUUUCACAACUUUAUGUAUUUGUCCUGUCUCGGUGCUAUAUUUACGAUUCACAUGUAUAUGAUAUUUUUCUUGAUUUAUGUAUUUACCUUGUUUACGUGCUAUAUGUAUUAUUUACGUGUAUUUUUUUUUGAGAUUUAUGUAUUUGCCUAGUUUGGGUACAAUAUGAAAUGAAA
This is a messenger RNA of Aegilops tauschii subsp. strangulata, 1548 nucleotides long. The record is from RefSeq and is a predicted model, not a curated record. Lineage: Eukaryota; Viridiplantae; Streptophyta; Magnoliopsida; Poales; Poaceae.